GCUUGCUUUCUCGGCUUUCUUUGCUGCUGCUGCUGCUGCUGCUGCUCUGUGAACAGCUGGUUUCCUGCUCCUGCCAAGCCUUCUCUGCCACGAUGAAAUACAGAUCUUCAAACUGUUUUAGGACAGCAACACCUGCUUGGUUUCUGGUCCCUUUUGCUUGAGAUACUUUUGUCCAUUUCCCUUUAAGGCAGUGUCUGUCCUUGAAGGAAACCAUCUGAGGAAGAAGCAGGAGCCUGACUGAACUAAAGGAAAUGGCAGCCCAGGGUGAAGCCUUUGAGGAGAAAAUUUGCGAGUUUGACGAUGACUUGGUCUCUGAGUUCUCUGCUCUUCUCAGAGUAGAUGCGCUUCAGAUCUUAAAGAGACAACAAGAAGAAGACCAUAAAACACGGAUGAAAAUGAAGAAAGGUUUUAACUCACAGAUGCGCAGUGAAGCCAAACGACUAAAGACUUUUGUGACCUAUGACACAUUCAGAACAUGGACGCCACAGGAGAUGGCAGCUGCUGGGUUUUACCACACAGGUGUGAAACAUGGGGUCCAGUGCUUCUGCUGUAGCUUAAUCCUCUUUUCCACCAGACUCAGGAAACUCCCCAUAGAGAGCCACAGGAAAUUACGACCAGAAUGUGAGUUCCUUCUGGGCAAAGAUGUUGGUAACAUUGGCAAGUAUGACAUCCGGGUGAAGAGUCCAGAGAAGAUGCUGAGAGGUGACAAAGCAAGGUACCAUGAGGAGGAGGCCAGACUGGAGUCCUUUGAGGACUGGCCAUUUUAUGCCCAUGGGACAUCACCACGUGUACUCUCAGCAGCUGGCUUUGUCUUUACAGGUAAAAGGGACACUGUGCAGUGUUUCUCCUGUGGUGGAUGCUUGGGAAACUGGGAAGAAGGAGACGACCCCUGGAAGGAGCAUGCCAAGUGGUUCCCCAGAUGUGAAUUUCUUAAAAGUAAGAAGUCCCCAGAGGAAAUUGCCCAAUAUGUAAAAAACUACGAGGGAUUUCUUCAUGUAACGGGAGAACAUUUUGUGAAUUCCUGGGUCAGAAGAGAGCUACCUAUGGUAUCAGCUUACGGCAAUGACAGCGUCUUCGCUAAUGAAGAACUAAGGAUGGACACGUUUAAGGACUGGCCCCACAACUCACCUAUGGCUGUUGAAGCUCUGGUCAAAGCAGGCCUUUUCUACACAGGCAAAAAGGACAUUGUCCGGUGUUUUUCCUGUGGAGGGUGUAUGGAGAAUUGGGCAGAAGGUGACGACCCAAUGGAAGAUCACACCAAGUUUUUCCCCAACUGUGUAUUUCUUCAAACCGUGAAGUCCUCUGCAAAAGUGAUUCCAGCCCUUCAAAGCCACUAUGCACUUCCAGAAGUCAUGGAAACCACAAGUAAAAGCAAUCACAAGGAUCCAGCUGCAGUCCAUCCUACUGUGGCAGAUGUUGCUCCAAGUGAAGCCCAGGAGCUUGAACCUGCAUCCAGCUUUGUGUCUGUUCGCUAUAGAGACCAGGAUCAGAAAGAAACCCAAGGAUGGGGAUGUGCAUCCAGGGGGGCCUCUCUUCCCUCCACAGACUUGGCUCAGAGUGAAGCCCAGUGGUUUCAAGAGGCCAGGAGUCUGAGUGAGCAGCUGAGAGACACCUACACCAAAGCCACUUUCCGCCACAUGAACUUGCCAGAAGUGUGCUCCAGCCUUGGCACCGACCACUUGCUUGGCUGCGAUGUGUCCAUCAUUUCAAAGCACAUCAGCCGGCCAGUGCAAGGGGCCCUGACAAUCCCCGAGGUCUUCUCCCAUCUCAGCUCUGUCAUGUGUGUGGAGGGGGAAACUGGCAGUGGAAAGACAACCUUCCUGAAGAGAAUAGCUUUUCUCUGGGCAUCAGGAUGCUGUCCCCUGUUGAACAGGUUCCAGCUGGUCUUCUACCUCUCCCUUAGUUCCAUCACCCCUGACCAGGGACUGGCUAACCUCAUCUGUGCCCAACUCCUAGAGGCAGGAGGAUGCAUUAGUGAAGUGUGCCUAAGCAGCAGCAUCCGGCAGUUACAACACCAGGUGCUGUUCCUGUUGGAUGACUACAGUGGGCUGGCCUCACUCCCCCAAGCCCUAAAUACACUGAUCACAAGAAACUACUUGUCACGGACCUGCUUAUUGAUCGCUGUGCAUACAAACAGGGUCAGGGACAUCCGCCCAUACCUAGAUACAAGUCUAGAGAUCAAAGAGUUUCCCUUCUAUAAUACUGUCUCUGUGUUACGGAAGUUUUUCUCGAAUGACCUAACGCGUGUGCGAAGAUUUAUAAAUUACUUUGGAUUUCAUGAAUAUUUACAGGGAAUUCACAAAACCCCCCUUUUUGUGGCAGCAGUCUGUACUGACUGGAUUCAAAAUCCAUCGGACCAACCCUUUCAGGAUGUGACACUUUUCAAGUCCUACAUGCAGUACCUGUCCUUAAAGCACAAAGCUACAGCUGAGCCUCUCCAGGCCACCAUGUCCUCAUGUGGGCAGCUGGCCUUGACAGGGUUUUUCUCAACAUGCUUUGAAUUCAGUAGUGAUGACCUGGCAGAGGCAGGAGUUGAUGAAGAGGAAGAGCUCACCACCUGCUUGAUGAGCAAAUUCACUGCCCAGAGACUGAGACCAGUCUACCGGUUUUUAAGUCCUCUGUUCCAGGAGUUUCUUGCUGCCAUGAGGCUGAUUGAACUGCUGGGUUCAGAUAGGCAGGAAGACCAAGAUCUGGGACUUUAUUAUCUGAGACAAAUUAAGUCACCUCUGAAGGCUGUGACCACCUACAACAAUUUUUUUAAAUAUGUCUGCAGCCAUCCUUCCUCAAAGGCAGGGCCAGCAGUUGUGUCUCAUUUGCUUCACCUGGUGGAUGAGAAAGAGUCACUGGAGAACAUGUCUGAAAAUGAGGAUUACAUGAAGCUCCAUCCGCAAGCCUUACUGUGGAUUCAGUGUCUUGGAAGGUUGUGGCAGAUGUCUCCUGAAUCUUUCUCUUUGCUCAUUUCAGAAAACUUAUUAAGCAUUGCUCUAAACUUUGCUUAUGGAAGCAACACAGUUGCUGCAUGUUCUCCAGUUAUCUUGCAAUUCCUUCAAGGGAGAACACUAAAUUUGAAUGUACUGAAUUUACAGUAUUUUGGGGACCAUCCAGAAACCCUGUUAUUACUGAAGAGUAUUAAGGUCUCAUUAAAUGGAAAGAACUGGGUGCAGAGAAUAGAUUUUUCACUCAUGGAAAAAUCUUUUGAAAAAGUACAGCCACCAACUAUAGAUCAGGAUUAUGCCUUUGCCUUUCAACCUUUGAAUGAAUUGCAGAAAAAUUUAGCUGAAAAUGAAGGCAUAAUAAAGAACUAUACGGAUAUGAAACACCAGACCCCAUUAAAUAUUAGUACUGGCUAUUGGAAACUGUCCCCCAAGGCAUACAAGAUCCCUAGACUGGAAGUUGGAGUGGCCGACCUGGGUCCAGCUGACCAAGCACAGCUCCAGGUCCUAAUGGAAGUCUUCUCAGCUUCACAGAGUAUUGAGUUCUGCUUAUUCAACAGCAGUGGCUUUCUUGAAAGCAUCCGCCCAGCUCUGGAACUGAGUAAGACCUCUGUCACCAAGUGCUCCAUGUCCCGUCUGGAGCUCAGCACAGCAGAACAGGAGCUGCUUCUCACCCUGCCUGCCCUGCAGACACUUGAGGUCUCAGGAACAAACCAGAUUCCAGAUCAGCUCUUCCGUAACUUGGACAAGUUCCUGGGCCUGAAAGAACUGUCUGUGAGACUAAAUGGCAAAUCAGAUGUGCUCUCAGUCCUUCCUGGAGAGUUCCCAAACCUCCAUCACAUGGAGAAAUUAUCCAUCGAAACUUCCACAGAGUCUGACCUCUCCAAACUAGUUAAAUUGAUUCAGAACUCUCCAAAUCUCCAUGUUUUCAAUCUGAAAUGUGAUUUCCUUUCAAAUUGUGAGUCUCUCAUGUCUGUGCUUGCUUCCUGCAAGAAACUCAGAGAGAUUGAGUUUACUGGACGAUGCUUUGAAGCCAUGCCCUUUGUCAACAUUUUGCCAAAUUUUGCUUCUCUGAAGAUAUUGAAUCUUAAAGGCCAACAAUUCCCAGAUAAGGAAACAUCAGAAAAGUUUGCCCAGGCUCUGGGUUCUCUCAGGAACCUGGAGGAACUGCACCUUCCCACCGGGGACGGGAUUCACCAAGUGGCCCAACUGCUCGUCCGACAAUGUCUGCAGCUUCCCUGCCUCCGAGUUCUUGCCUUUGCAGAGACUUUGGAUGAUGCCAGUGUGCUGGAAAUUGGUUCAGGUUCGCCCUGGUCAGACUGGGAGAGUCGGCAGCCUCUUCUGGGCGCUAUAGAAGCAUCCGCCAAGGGAGCAACCAGUGGAAGCUUCCAAAAACUUGAGAACUUAGACCUUAGACUCAAUCACAAGAUUACAGAGGAAGGCUACAGAAAUUUCUUUCAAGUCCUGGACAACCUGCCUAACCUGAAAAACCUGGACAUUUCUAGGCAUAUCCCAGAAUGCAUUCAAGUCCAGGCCACCACUGUCAAGGCUCUGGGUCAGUGCAUGUCCCGACUGCCCUGCCUCACCAGGCUCGGGAUGCUCAGUUGGCUGCUGGAUGAAGAGGACAUGAAAGUAAUUAAUGACGUGAAGGAAAGACACCCUCAGUCCAAACACUUGAUUGUUCACUGGAGGUGGGUAGUGCCGUUCUCUCCUGUCAUUCAGAACUAAAGGAUGCAGUGAAAGAAUACGGGCAGGUCUAAAAACCUGAUUUUCUAAUACAUUUCACUGUAGGCAGGCAUGGUGCUGUCUUAUUACUGAGAAGACUGAGCAGGAGGAUCAAGAGUUUGAGUCUAGCCUGGAUUAUGUAGCAAGACUUUAGACCCAAAUCAUUUACUAUUGCAUACAUAAAAACAUUCUUGAACUAUAUCAGACUGGUAACUAUUUGAAAGCCUGCAUGCCUAUAUUGAGCUCUGAGGAGCUGUGACUUGGCAGUCUUUGUAUAAAGAUUUAGAGCUUCCUUCAAGUUCAUACAGAGAACCCUCCAUUAUCAAGGUCAACAGAAAGGGGCUGGGGAAAGGAACAUUGAUCUAUGUAAAAACUACAUUGUGGAAGGAAUAAUUCAUAUAAGGAAGAAAUGGCCAGUUUAAGGACUGAAUCAGUGUCACACAUGAUGAGCAGGAGCUGACUUUACUAUGGAUGCAGCCGACUCUCUGGGAGACACUCCUUAGUUUUUGCAGGUCUUUUGUACGUUCCCCAGUCUUCUGUAGCCUUGCUUAUUUAUACCGUCUCUCAUCUAUUUGAAGAAACGGGCUUAGAGAAAACUGCUUUUGUUCCAGUGGCUUUGGGGAGUUACAUAUAUUAGAAUAACUUUGUAAUUUAGUUGGAAAUCCACUCUGUUCAGGGAAUGUGAUUUAAUCUUGUAAGGAUUUCUGGGUAUAUUAAUUUGAUUGUGAUAAUUAUUUGUCAUUUCAUAACUGUCACCUCUCUAGAGGCAAUGAAACCUGGGAGAAUAGAGCCGAUAAAUGAAGUGGACUAAAAUCUCAUGCAAUAGUCAACUCUCUUCAGAGCAUCAGACAGUUUAUACUCUGAGAAUUAAGAAAAACUACCUGAGAAAAGGUCUGAUGAGUUCAGGCUAUAUGCAGUCCUGAAGAGAAGCUGCACGUGGCAGAACAUGUGUCUCUACAGAGCAGUGAUUCUCAUCCUGUAGGUCUUGACCCCUUGAGGGUCAGAUGACCCUUUCGCAGGGGUCACUUAAGACCAUCAGAAAACAUAAGUGUUUAUGAAUCAUAACAAUAGCAAAAUUACAGUUAUGAAGUAGCAACAAAAUAAUUUUAUGGCUGGGGGAGUGUGGGACCGUGUAAGGCAGUCUGUGGCCUAGUUGGGCAAGGCUUACUCCAGAGACCCAGUAGAACAUUCUACAAGGGAUAGAACCAGUGAGCCAUGCUUCGAGACUCCUGACUCCUCAACUCCAUAAUCCUGUGGCCAUCAGUCAUGUAAGGCCACGCCCCUAUUGUUCUGGUUGUACUCCAACCCUAAAGUCGCCUGUCUACAGCUCACUAUAAAAGGAGGUUUCUUGCCUUUCUCUCUCUCUCUCUCUCUCUCUCUCUCUCUCUCUCUCUCUCUCUCUCUCUCUCUCUCUCUCUCUCUCUCUCUCUCUCUCUCUCUCUCUCUCUCUCUCUCUCUCUCUCUCUCUCUCUCGUCCUUGUUCUUGUCUCCCUGUUCUCUCUCUCUCCCCAUUCUUUCAACUCUUUCCACGUGGUCAUGGCCAGCUCUUAUCCCUCUUUCUUUUCUUUCUCUCUUUACUUUUAUCUCUCCUUUUCUCUUCCCACUUUUCUAUAAUAAAGCACUGAAACUAUGAACUGUCUCUUCUUAUCAAAACCCGCCACAUAGGAGCAUGGAGCAGGCCUCAGUGUUUCCAGCCACAGGAAAGGACCCAACCUCUUCUCAGCCAAGCUUCCUCUACAGGUACCUGGGGCUGUGCAAAUGGCCCUGCCUCCUGGGCAAAGACCUCCCCGCUAGCCAGGCAACCUCUCAAUCUACAGGUACUUGGGCACCCGCUAUCCCUACCCCUGUGUAGUGUGCAGGCCCAGCCAGUUUUUCCCUAUGUGAGCUCUGCCUGCCAGUUUUUCUGGGCCACACGAACAGUGACCCACCCCACCCUCCCCCAUCAUUCUUUUCCUACCGGGGAGGGCCCCACAACACAAGGAACUGUGUUUGUGGUGGUUUUGAGAGGCCAAACCUUUUAAGUUCAGACUCCAUUUUAGAGAACCUGACCAAAGUUUGAACUCAAGGAAACUAACAGGCCCAGUACCUAGCAUUAGUUUCCAAGUUACCCCCCCCCCAACAAAACCCGAACCUAGCUCCAGUCUCUAGGCUAAUCCCCAACAAGACCUGCAUCUCCAGGUUACACCCCUAACAAGACCUGCAUCUCCAGCUUAUUACCCCAACAGACCUGCACCUCCAGGUUAUUACCCCAACAGACCUGCACCUCCAGGUUACAAGGCCACCCCCUGCCUAAGGACCACUACUGCAAAGGGAAGCAGAAAUUAAGUUCAUGAUAUGACUCCCAGCACCAGCCAAUUAUGUUAAAUGCCAUAGUAACUUCCCAAUUAGAUGCUUGCACAUUCACACACACACCCAACUCGCUGCUUUCUAUAAAGCCUUGCCUGAUAUUCGGGCCUUCUCAUCACCAAAACCAUCCUGUAUAUGAACUAAGGGGCCUGAUCUAGCUUGAGUAGAAUAAAGACCCUGCUGUGAGUUGCAUCAGAUCAGCUCUUUUAUGUUUGGGGGGGGAUCACUAACAUUUCCCUGGCACUACAGUUUAAAUACACUUGGCCCAGGGAGUGGCACUAUUAGGAGGUAUGGCCUUGUUGGAGGAAGUAUGUUGCUGUGGGAGUGGGCCUUGAGACAUUCUUCCUAGCUUCCUGGAAGUCAGUCAACUCCUAGCUGCCUUCAGAACAGGAUGUAGAACUCAGCUCCUCCAACACCAUGCCUGCCUGGAUGCUGCCAUGCUUCCCACCAUAACAUACUGGACUGAACCUCUGAACCUGCAAGCCAACCCUAAUUAAAUGUUGUUCUUAUAAGA
Molecule: messenger RNA, 7518 nt
Organism: Apodemus sylvaticus (European woodmouse)
Lineage: Eukaryota; Metazoa; Chordata; Mammalia; Rodentia; Muridae
Product: baculoviral IAP repeat-containing protein 1b
Exons: 18
Coding region: 252-4661 (1469 amino acids)
Biological process (GO): detection of bacterium; pyroptotic inflammatory response; inflammatory response
Cellular component (GO): IPAF inflammasome complex
Molecular function (GO): ATP binding; cysteine-type endopeptidase inhibitor activity involved in apoptotic process
Source: RefSeq, a predicted model, not a curated record